AUGAAUGAUGAAAAUGGAGAAAGAAUUGUGCAAACUGUCCUGCCAGAAUUUUCCCAAAGUGGUGUCUGCUUUGCCUUUGUGGAACGGAUCCCCAAAUACAGUUUUGACAAUAAAAUUACUGUGCUGCUACAAUUGGGUGUAAAACUAUAUGACCAAGUCAUGGGUAGCAAUGCUAAUGCAGUGGUAGUGUUUGGAAACUCUUAUUCCACAGUGACUUUGAGAUGGCUUCCAUACCUACCAACACUGGAGAAAACAAUAAAUAAGCCAAGAGGAAAGGUGUUGAUAAUGACAGCCCAGAUGGAGCUUGUCUCAUUUUUCUUUCAAAGGGACUGGGAUACAGAAAUGUUCCAUGGUGCUAUUGCUUUCACACUUCAUUCCAGUGACCCACCAGGAUUCAGGACUUUUCUUGAGGACAGGAAUCCUUUUAACACCAAAGGAGAUGGCUUUAUCCAACACUUCUGGCAGCAGGCCUUUCACUGUAUGCUUCCAAGUACAAGUGAGAGACACAUGGCAAAUGGGGACAUUUGCACUGGGGAGGAGAAGCUGGAGACCCUCCCAGCACCAUUCUUUGAAAUGAACAUGGCAGAAUACAGCUACAGCAGCUACAAUGCAGUGUAUGCUGUGGCACAUGCUCUCCAUGCCUUGAGUUCAUCCAGACCCAUAGAUAGAGCAAAGGUGAAUGGAGGGAGACAGAAGCUUCAGAAGCAAUCCUUGUGGCAGGAGCUUCACCACUUUCUGAGAGCUGUUUCAUUUAAUAAUAGUGCUGGGGAAGAAGUUUCCUUUGACCAAAAUGGAGAAUUAGUAGUGGGAUUAGAUGUGAUCAACUGGAUUGUGUUCUCCAACCAAUCUUUUCAGCGCAUACACAUUGGAAAUGUGGAUCCCCAGGCUCCUCCAGGCCAAGCACUCUCCCUCAAUGAAGAUGUCAUCACAUGGCCCAGAUGGUUCAAUCAGGGACAGCCAAUUUCAGUCUGCAGUGAAAGUUGUUCUCCUGGUUUUGUAAAGAAAGUGAAGGAGGGGGAGCCAUUUUGCUGCUACGACUGCAUCCCGUGCCCUGAUGGGAAGAUUUCAACAGACAUGGAUAUGAAUGAGUGUCAUGAAUGCCAAGAUGAAACCUCUCCAAACAGGAACCGGGACUUUUGUAUUCCCAAGACUGUAACCUUCCUGUCCUAUGAGGAAUCUUUGGGUUUCAGUUUGACCCUCAUUGCCCUUUUCUUCUCCUUCCUCACACUUCUGAUACUGGGCAUAUUUGUGAAGCACCACAACACUCCCAUCGUGAUUGCCAACAACCGGGACCUCACUUACGCACUCCUCUUCUCCCUCCUGCUCUGUUUCCUUUGCGUGUUCCUCUUCAUUGGCCAGCCCAAGCGGGCAAUGUGUCUUCUCCAGCAAGCAGCCUUUGGUAUUAUCUUUGCCAUGGCCAUUUCCUCUGUGCUAGCAAAAACCAUCACUGUGGUGGUGGCUUUCAUGGCCACCAAGCCGAGAAGCAGGAUGCGGAAAUGGGUGGGGAAAGGACUGGCCAUUCUUGUAGUUUCUGUCUGCUCCCUCAUCCAAGUAGGCAUCUGUGUGGGGUGGCUGGCAACUUCUCCCCCUUUCCCAGAUGUGGACAUGCACUCAGAGCAUGACAAACUGGUCCUCAAGUGUAACGAGGGAUCGGUGACAAUGUUAUACUGUGUGCUGGGCUAUCUGGGCUUCCUGGCCAGUGUGAGUUUCAGUGUGGCUUUCCUUGCCAGGAAACUGCCUGACAGCUUCAAUGAAGCCAAAUUUAUCACCUUCAGCAUGCUGGUCUUCUGCAGUGUCUGGCUCUCUUUUGUUCCCACUUACCUGAGCACCAAGGGAAAGUAUGUGGUGGCUGUGGAGAUCUUCUCUAUCUUAGCCUCCAGUUCAGGACUGCUAGGUUGCAUCUUUUCCCCCAAAUGUUACAUUAUUGUGUUGAGACCUGAGAUGAACAAAAAGGAACAGCUGAUAAGGAGAAAAAGUUGA
Messenger RNA from Varanus komodoensis (Komodo dragon), 1980 nucleotides. RefSeq names its product vomeronasal type-2 receptor 26-like. NCBI's taxonomy places the organism in Eukaryota, Metazoa, Chordata, Lepidosauria, Squamata, Varanidae. Gene Ontology annotation, biological process: G protein-coupled receptor signaling pathway. The record is from RefSeq and is a predicted model, not a curated record. Gene Ontology annotation, molecular function: G protein-coupled receptor activity. The coding region runs from base 1 to 1980 and encodes 659 amino acids. The transcript has 4 exons. Gene Ontology annotation, cellular component: membrane.